GUCUCUCGAUGAUUUCCUGUCGCCACAGCUAUGUGCCUUGCGCAGCCGCCUCAAACAGACGUGUUGAAAAAAACUACCAGAACAAUACAGGCGCACGGACGUUGCAACCAUUGGAACGAGGCAUUGGUUGCUUUGGAUCAGUUGCAAACGAUCCAUUUGCAAAUUGAUGCAGUCUGUUGUGGUAGUGCUCUGCAGACUUGCAGCAGACAAGGUUGGCAGCAAGCGAUUCGUUUGUUUUGGCAGACACGGUUGAAUUUUCUUCAGCCAUCGCUGAUAUCAACGAAUGUAAUUGUACGUACGACAUCGAAUCACGAACCCUGGGCGAAAGUGCUGCAUUUCUUGUCAUGGACUACGAUUGCUGACUUCCGUGCAGAUGCCCAUACUUUUGGUGCCAUGUUGGGUUCGUUUCCUUGGUUUUUGUCCCUCCAAGUGCUGCAAAAAACAGAGACCACCCCGAUCUUGCUCAACACGGCCAUCUCUGCGAUGUCAGCGCAAGAGACAAAGAGUUGGCCUUGGAGUUUCCAUUUUCUUUCAGAUUUUCGGUGCAAGCGGUUGACUGCAGACACGGUGCUUUUGAACACACUGUUGACGACCUUGGAGCGAUCUUGCCGUUGGAAGUCUGCCAUUCAGCUGCUUGCCCUUUGCAUCAAAAAAUGUGGUAUAGCUACUCCAAAUACUGUGAGUUUCAACGCGUGUUUGAGUGCUUGCGAGUCCGCGGAAGAAUUGGAACACGCACUGGCACUCUUGCAAGCAAUGGAAAUGGAACAUCAAAUUCAACCUGAUGUUGUCUCUUUCAGUGCGGUUUUGAGUGCAUGUGCAAAGACGGCCCAGUGGGAAACUGCUUUAGAGCAGCUUGUAAACAUGAGAUGCCGUGAAAUUUUCCCAGAUACUAUCGCCUACAAUUCUGUGACCACAGCAUGUUCCGAAGCGAUACAAUGGCAGAAAUGUUUGCAAAUCUUGAAACUUACUAGUCUUACCAGUGCAGAUCAAGUGAUGUUCAAUGCCAUCUUGAAAGGCAUGGAAAAGUCCAUGCUUUGGCAGCAUGCCUUGAUCCUUCUGCGGACAAUGGAACUUGGUCACAGUUUGAAAGGAAACCUUAUUACUUACAACACCUUGAUGAGCACAUGUCAAAAGUGCAGUCAAUGGGAGCGUUCUUUGCAUUUCUUUCUGCAACUUGGAUUGGUGAAACUGAUUCCUGACCUGGUUUCCUACAACACCUGUCUUGCUGCAUGCAGAAAAGGCGCUGCCUGGCAACAGGCCUUGCAGCUUUGGAAACCCUCGCAGCACAGGAUGGACGUGGUGGGACACCUGGAACUAUUGGCUGCCUGCAUGGAUUCUGGACAGAUGGACCUUGCACCUGUAAUUUUGGAAGGGAUGAUGAAGGAGGUUUCAAGCCUUUUCGUCGAGGAUGUUGAGGCCCUACGCCCGCUGGGUCUUGCUGUUACGGCCUCUGAUUAUUUGGAUUCCAUGCAGAUUGACACUUCGGCUUCUGAUGUGCUGGAGAGGUGUUUGCAGCGAUACAUGAUGAAUCCAUCGCUUUGUCAAUUGGAGAACCUGGAUCCAGCUGCUGGUUUUGGUCGAUCUACCCGACUUAGGGAUAGAAUCUUGGAAAGGCAACAUAGUUUGGGUGUACAUUUCACAAGGCAGGCCCUGGAAGGCCUGUGCGAGAGCUAUAGCAGCUAUGAAGGUUGGGCAUCAUGGACAGUACGUGCGAAACGUUUUUGUCUCUCCAACCUGGCACUUCAUGGGCCAGAAACCUUCCAAUCGCAAGACCGUUCGGCUAGCACCAUCCUGGCAUGGGCAUCAUACAACUUCGAUGCGGAUUUAAGCAGAGGGCGCGUCAAUGGCUUUCAACAAGACAGAUCUGAACGAGACCAAUGGCUUCCGCCAAUACAAGUGGAACACGAGAGGUCUGGUCAUGCAGAGCGGCAAGCACUAUUGAAUUUGAUCCAGACCGACACAUUGACAAGCGGAGCAAGUUUCCCAAGUAUGGCACGGGGAGCAGUGCGGCUUUUCGUCACCCACACCCUGUGUAUAUCUUGUCUCGCAGCUUGUUUUCAGUACAAGAGGCUAUAUCCAGCAGUUCGCUUUGCCGUCGCUUUUACUGUGCUGUAGGGGAGUCUCAUGAUCGUCAUAUUUGUGAGCAGGGAUUGGGGAAGCGUGGAUGUUUACAGGCCAAGAGAUUCCUGCACCAUGAUUGGUCCUACUCCAUGGACUCAUGGACUGGACGUACCAUGGUGGCUUCAGGUAUUCUGCGCUUUAGUCAAGGUCUGGUUUGUAGUGACAGAGCACUCAGCUCCGUGUGAUCUGGGAUGGCUCGCA
Cladocopium goreaui is the source of this 2322-nucleotide messenger RNA. NCBI's taxonomy places the organism in Eukaryota, Dinophyceae, Suessiales, Symbiodiniaceae. The record is from the annotation of a GenBank genome assembly.